GAAAGGGUUGCUGGAACAGAUUCUUGUAGAGGAGGACAUGGAUAGUGAUUAAGAAAGGGUUGCUGGAACAGAUUCCUGUAGAGGAGGACAUGGAUAGUGAUUAAGAAAGGGUUGCUGGAACAGAUUCCUGUAGAGGAGGACAUGGAUAGUGAUUAAGAAAGGGUUGCUGGAACAGAUUCCUGUAGAGGAGGACAUGGAUAGUGAUUAAGAAAGGGUUGCUGGAACAGAUUCUUGUAGAGGAGGACAUGGAUAGUGAUUAAGAAAGGGUUGCUGGAACAGAUUCCUGUAGAGGAGGACAUGGAUAGUGAUUAAGAAAGGCUUGCUGGCAAAGUGGUUCAACUGAGUGUUGUUUUAUAGUGACAAUGAUGCGAGAGUUAUUCAAUCAUAACAGGAGUAACACUUAGAGACCUUUGAACCAUCAGUACCUGUACCGUGAUUGAGUUUGGUGGGACCGAGCAUUGCUGAUUAAGAGGACAAGCCACUUAUAUUUCAGCAAGGAAUUGGUUACUCACAGAUGCUACUGAUAAAACAUCUUUUGGUUCAGGAUAGGAUAUAAUACAAGUUCAAGCCAAUGAAAGGUAUAAUAACUGACCUUUGACCAGCCAGAAUUAUCAGAGUUUGAUCAUGUUGGUUACGUAAGUCAAGAAACUUGAGUCUUUAUGGGAUUUGGAAGAUUAGGCACAACUUGGCAUUCGAAGGAAAUAUUGACAACUGUAGAGUGAUUCAAUUUUUGAUGAAAAUCAAUCGGAUUUAUUGCCACUAAAAGCUCAAAAUCAAUAUUCUGAAAAAACACAAGAGAACGCAAUCAACAAUUGAGAGAAAGAUUGAGAUUUUGAGUGGGAGUUUCCAUCUAAUAUACAGAAGGCUUUAUUUCCACUACAUGUGUUCAUUUAAGCAGCACCAAGUGCAUUCCACAUUUCAUAGCUGGGUUUAAUUCUGGAGGAUUUCGAGCCUUGAUAAGCACCCAUUGGGAAAUUCACUUAGACGUCCUCAACAAAAGGCUGAAAAAUCGACCGAGUCUCUUUAUAAAAUACUGGAAUAGAGAUCAGUGACACACUAGAUCACUUGGUGUCACAGUUACUCAACUGGAUUAAGACAGUAAGACUCCUUGGUGUAUGGUUUAUUCUGAAAACACUGGAUUAACAGAUUAUAUCGUUCAGCCGCAACCAUGUCUAACUGUACUAUACACAAUCAUACAGAGUGCACCGAACACAGUGCUCCAUCUGAUUUCAAUAUUGCUAUUGCUUGUUUGGAAAUCUUCCUCAUUAUAGUCAUACUGUUUGGCAACAUUCUGGUAGUGGUGGCUAUUACAAGCUUCAAACAAUUCCGGACUUCAACAUACUACCUCAUCGCCAGUUUGGCCAUCGCUGACAUAUGUGUAGCCAUCGCGAUGCCGUUUGAUGUUGCCACUUACUUUUACCCAUGGACACAUACUCAGCUUUACAAAUACUUAUGUUUAGUUGAUUUUGGGAUGUCAAUGUUAGCCCUCGCUUCCUCUGUGUUGACAGUUUUCCUGAUAGCCGUAGAUCGCUUCGUUGCAGUCAUGGCACCCAUCUAUUACACAUAUACGAAUAAAGCCAAGCCAAAGAUGGGUCUCUACGGUAUUGCAGUGGUGUGGGUGUACUCCUGCAUCAUAGCCAUUCUACCCAUCGCUGGCAUGAACAACUGGGCCAAGAACGAAGUGUGCCGCCUCGAGAAGACGUUUGUGACGUGGUACUACCUGCUCAUAGCCUUUCACUUGCUCAUUCUAUCACUGAUCGUGGUGACUCUCUACGGGUUUGUCUUCUACUCCAUCUAUGGACAGCGCAAAAAGAUUCAAGCCACCAGUUCAAGUAGUAUCGUCAACGCCUCGUAUAAACGUGAAAUACAGACAGCCAAGUUCAUCGCAAUUAUUCUUGGAUGUUACAUCGCGUGUUGGAUACCUUUUGAUUUGAUUUUGAUUACUCAGCAUUUCUUUUAUAGCAAAAACCUGAUGAUUUAUAAACCGCUUGCUUUCUGUUUGGCUGUGUCACAUUCAGCCAUCAAUCCUAUCAUAUAUUUCUUGAAAAAUAGACAACUGAGGACUGCAUUUCGUAAGAUACUAAAACUACAACAGAAAUCAUCAUGGGAAACGACACCGACAGCAACUGUCAACUCAAACCAAUCAGCUGAUUGUCAAAAAGCUGACGUGUGAAUCUCUUCAAACUUCGUGUCUGUGUAGUGUGAUUUGAUCUUUCUUCAUGUCUCACAUCACUGGUUAUGUUAUGGCUUGCAUUGAAAAAAGAGUUAUGGAAAUCAGUCGAGCCUUUGAUGCAUAUCUAGGGGCCAACCAACACCCAGCGUGUAAAUCCCACUCACAUAUUUGAUAAAAAUAUCUGGUUCAUUAGUUGUAAGUGGAUAUUCAGUGCUCCAGUAAAAUCUAUUUUCCCCAAUUGAAUUAAUAAUAAAUGUACAGGGGAAUAACACAGUGGUGUAUGUCUGGGUGAUGUUUAAUCAUACAUUAUAGGCAGUCAUCAUGGAUACUUGUAGAGCUGUCAUUUAGGUUAGUCUAGUCGAGAAUCCAUGACCUUUCUA
This is a messenger RNA of Lineus longissimus, 2553 nucleotides long. Its product is annotated as adenosine receptor A1-like. The transcript has a single exon. The record is from RefSeq and is a predicted model, not a curated record. Gene Ontology annotation, molecular function: neurotransmitter receptor activity; G protein-coupled serotonin receptor activity. The coding region runs from base 1169 to 2173 and encodes 334 amino acids. Gene Ontology annotation, cellular component: dendrite; plasma membrane. Gene Ontology annotation, biological process: G protein-coupled receptor signaling pathway, coupled to cyclic nucleotide second messenger; chemical synaptic transmission. Lineage: Eukaryota; Metazoa; Nemertea; Pilidiophora; Heteronemertea; Lineidae.